Molecule: messenger RNA, 3627 nt
Organism: Esox lucius (northern pike)
Lineage: Eukaryota; Metazoa; Chordata; Actinopteri; Esociformes; Esocidae
Gene: prkar1ab
Product: protein kinase, cAMP-dependent, regulatory, type I, alpha (tissue specific extinguisher 1) b
Exons: 11
Coding region: 206-1345 (379 amino acids)
Biological process (GO): regulation of protein phosphorylation
Cellular component (GO): cAMP-dependent protein kinase complex
Molecular function (GO): cAMP-dependent protein kinase regulator activity
Source: RefSeq, a predicted model, not a curated record
ACGGCUCGUGAUUGGUUCUAUACUCGUAUCCGGUGGAGCAGCGGUUCGGGGAUUUGGAAAAAUCGAAGCGAUACGUUUGUUACGCUUGUGGAAAAACAUCUAAUACUGAAUCAGUGUCGAGGGUCUCGUUAAGAAUUCGUGGAUUCUUUUCAGAGGUCGCCAGUUAACCGAGUCGUUGCGAAGCAGGAGCGCGUCGUGAAUCGCCAUGGCAUCUGGCAGUACUAGCAGCGAGGAGGAGCGGAGUCUGAGAGAAUGCGAGCUGUACGUGCAGAAACACAACAUUCAGCAGCUGCUGAAGGACUGCAUAGUCCAGCUGUGUACCUCUAGGCCAGACAGACCCAUGGCCUUCCUCAGAGAGUACUUUGAGAGGCUGGAGAACGAGGAGGCCAAGCAAAUCCUGAAACAGGAGAAGGCCAGCAGCCGUUCUGAUUCCCGGGAUGAGGAAGUUUCUCCUCCCAUGAACCCUGUUGUCAAGGGUCGUCGGCGGAGAGGAGCUAUUAGUGCGGAGGUCUACACAGAGGAGGAUGCUGCGUCCUAUGUGAGAAAGGUCAUCCCGAAAGACUACAAAACAAUGGCUGCCCUGGCUAAAGCUAUUGAAAAGAAUGUGCUCUUUUCUCACUUGGAUGACAAUGAGAGAAGCGACAUCUUUGAUGCCAUGUUUUCUGUAACCUACAUCGCAGGAGAGACUGUCAUUAUGCAAGGUGAUGAGGGCGAUAAUUUCUACGUCAUCGACCAAGGAGAAAUGGAUGUGUAUGUGAAUAAUGAGUGGGUGACCAGUAUUGGGGAGGGGGGGAGCUUUGGCGAGCUGGCCCUGAUCUACGGGACCCCCAGGGCGGCCACGGUGCGAGCCAAGAGCAACGUCAAACUGUGGGGCAUCGACAGAGACAGCUACCGGAGAAUACUCAUGGGAAGCACUUUGAGGAAGAGAAAGAUGUACGAGGAGUUCCUCAGCAAAGUCUCCAUUUUAGAGUCUCUGGACAAAUGGGAGCGUCUGACUGUUGCUGAUUCUCUGGAGCCGGUGCAGUUCGACGACGGGCAGAAGAUCGUGGUGCAGGGAGAGCCUGGCGACGAGUUCUUCAUCAUAUUGGAGGGUUCCGCGGCAGUGUUGCAGCGUCGAUCUGAGAAUGAGGAGUUUGUGGAGGUUGGGAGGUUACAACCGUCAGACUACUUUGGUGAGAUCGCCCUGCUGAUGAACCGGCCCAGAGCUGCCACGGUGGUCGCCCGCGGGCCUCUGAAGUGUGUGAAGCUGGACCGACCGCGCUUUGAACGUGUCUUGGGACCCUGCUCGGACAUUCUGAAACGCAACAUCCAACAGUAUAACAGCUUUGUGUCACUGUCGGUCUGAGGGGUUUCCCUGUACCCCCCUCUGUCAGCCCGUAACACACACACACACACACACCCACCCACGCGCACACACUCGCUUCUCUCAUUUAGACCCAGGGUCCACCAAUGAAAUGUUAUUUUAAAGUUACAUCAUUUUAUCUUCCGUUUGCUUUUGACUUAUAUUCAUUUGUUUUAAAUCACCCUAGUUAUCCUUGUCACCUAAAUGGACACAUUUAUGUUACAGUUUGUUAAACACACCAGCUUCACACACUUUCUUUCACUUCGCUUACUCUUUUUAUUUAAUUUAAUUUUGUCUUUCUCUUCCACGAGCCGUGGUUAAUUGGGGAUUGGCCAGGCCAAUAACGAGACAGGACAAUCAAACGUACAGUAACGAGGCGAUAUAAGGAUCCCUGGGUGAAGGUUGUUUAGAUAUCUUUAAAUCCUCUUUUUCCCCAAAAAAGUUCAAGCUUGACAUUCCCAGAAACGAGUGUAUCCCUUUUCAGAUGAAAACAACAGCGAAAUCGUAAGGAUUGCAUCUCUUAUGUGGCUUUCAUGCUAUGAUAAUCAAUGUUCGUCCUCCACUGCACCAUUACUCCCAAUACAUUUUUAGAUCUACAAUUGAUUCCAUGUGUUGGUUCUUCAAUCUCAUUUACUACUGUUUCAUCUAGUUUAAGUUUGUACAACUCAACACCCAUACAUUUUUUGUUGUUGUUGUUGUACUGCUAACAAGCUAGUGCCAAAUGUUGCUAAUUGUUUCAAAAACUCAACCCCUAGAGGAUUCUUAUGCUUGGUCAGAACUAGUGGAACUCAUGAGAAGUACAUGUCAGUACAUUACUGGCUACAGUGUGUGUGGGGGGGGGGGGGGGGGCAUGGAGUAUUACAGUUUAUUUCAGUAUUCAGCAAUUUUCAGUAUACACCAAAUAAUGUCCUUGUAGUUCUAUGUUUUUAAAACAAAUUAUUAUUAUUAUUAUUGUCAUGACAAUUACAAACAUUAUUAUCUUUACUGACUGAGAAAACAUUAUGGCUACGGUUUGGAGUGAUCGUAAACUUGAGUACGUUCAAAUACCUUUUUGUAAACCUCUAUUUUGGUUGUUCAGUACCACGGCGUAAAUAAAUGCUUCAUGUCAACUGACGAAACCGUAUGUAGUUGUAUUGUGAAAACGUAAUGCGUUAACCUUUUAAAAGUAGGCAAAAGGGCUUUAAGGUCAUUAACAUUUUAAGUCUCCAAAUUGUAGAUUGUUUAAUGGGUUUAACACUUUAAUUAUUUAUGUAUUGGAGCUCAAAUGAGGCUUAAAAAAAAGAAUGAAUCCCAAUGACUUGGUGAUUCAGAUAUUAGAUUAAAUUGUCUUGAGUUUUAUAAUACUUAUUUUAAAGCAUUUUUGCAAUUAAAGCUUUGUAAUUAUUUGAAUGUGUUAUUGACAAAUCUGUGAUCUACUACAUGCUUACCUACAGCAUAAUGUAAAAUAAUGAGAAAAUGUUCAUGAGAGGGUUCUCCAACUGCCCAUGUGUUGGUCAAACAAUUGGUAAGUCACAAACAGUUUCACUCCUCAACUGAUGAAUCUUAAGAAUGCACAUGUCAUUUUGACAAUUAUAUAUUUUUUUUGCUAGUAACUCUUGCAGGAAUCUUUAGUCUCCUAGUUUGUAAUCCUGUGCAUUCCUGCCCCGCUGUUCACCCAUCCAGAUGUAGUUCUUUCAUUACCACUCUUAUUCCUUUCUGAGGUGUUCUCUUUGUUUAGGCUCUGCCAUGUUUCCAAUCUGAAUCUUAUGUACACAACAGUAUGGCUGACUGGAUGGAUUGACAUGUGUAACUGUAUGUUUGUAUGUCCAAAAUCAAUCAACAUGAUACUGAGUCAAUUGCAGUGUUGCCUACUUGGUCCAAAACUUUUGUAGUGCUUUCUGAUUCAGUUGAACUUAUGCAAUAUUGCAGGUGUCUGUUACUGACAUUUUAAACCCCUACUAACGAUUUGCUGAUGUUUAUUCUAGCACAGCAGUCCCAGUACCGAUAAUGUAAAAAAUAAAAGAACAUUGCCACAAGAUUCCUACUAACCAGAAGGCACACUGCAGUUGACCCAGUUUGCCUUAGCUUAUGUAACCCGGGCGUAGACACUUCUGCUACCCCGACCUUCAGCAAGUUUGCGCGGCCUUGCAGCAGGCUCUGAGAGCUGUGGGUCAUCUGAGGACCAUUCUUUUUCUAUUCUACCCAAUGACUGUACUUGGUUUGACUUCCUGUAUGUGCAAAGACGUUUAUCCUUUUGGUAUAGAUUGUUCCAGAUGGCAGUUUAAGCAAUAAAAAGGUAAAAUGAU